Molecule: messenger RNA, 1874 nt
Organism: Cuscuta campestris
Lineage: Eukaryota; Viridiplantae; Streptophyta; Magnoliopsida; Solanales; Convolvulaceae
Source: the annotation of a GenBank genome assembly
AGUAAACAAUAAAGUGAACUAUUUUUUCUUCAUAUAAUUGUGGUUGUUUAAUUUGGCAGAAGCGCCCUGGCUCCCCAAAACAGCAUGAUAAGCCAACUUCUAAGCCUCCACUCCCAAAUAGUGGUGUAUCACAGAUAAGGAAAGGGGCAUACCAUGAGUCCCUUGAUUUCGUGCAAUCAUUAUUUGAUACUUCUUAUGGGUUGGUAGAUGUUUUUCCCAUUGAAGAUCGCAAAAGUGCUCUCUGUGAGUCUCUUGCUGAAAUCAAUGCGCAUUUAGUUGCUGCUCAAAAUAGUGGAGGCGUAUGUUUCCCCAUGGGAAAGGGAAUGUAUCGUGUUGUUCAUAUACCCGAAGAUGAAGCCGUUCUCUUGAAUUCUAGGGAAAAGGCACCUUACUUGAUUUGCGUUGAAGUUUUAAAGUGUGACACUCCUAGUUUUAAAGAUGCUCCAAAUAUGCAAAAGCUUUCGAAGGGAGGGAUUCCCCUUGCAAAUGGAGAUGUUUUAUUGCCAAAACCACCACCUUGGGCAUGCCCUUUGUGAACGGGACAUGAUACAUACCACAGUGGUUAUGAUAGGAUGUCAAGAUCUACUUCACAAGCAAUAGACCAAGCAAUGACCCAGUUAUGGGAGGCUAAAGUCAAAUUUGUUUGAAUCAAUCUCUCUGUAGAGAUGCAAUCAGACAGCAUAUCUGGUUUUUGUGACCAAAAGAAAGAGGUUGGAGCAUAUCAAAAUUCAAUGGAUGGCUGUGGCUUCGAAUGGCUUCGAGUGGGUUACUUUGACAUCAGAGCCUGGUGUUAAUAUGGAUGAUAUAGUGGAUCAGGAACCACCACGUCGGAAGGAGCAUCGCCGCGUUCCAAGUACUGUAGCUAUUGAGGAAGUUAAGGCAGCAGCAUUAAAAGGAGAAGCACCUCCUGGACUCCCUUUGGACGGGGCUGGUCAGGAUUCCGAUGUGCAGCCAAAGGUUUGUAAUGGUGGUCUUCCAUUACAUGCGAUGCACUAUCCGGUGAACUAUGGGAGGUAAAGAAGGAGAGAAUACGCCAAGCCUCUGCAUAUGGGAAACAACUUUGUUGGGACCUACUCUCUUUCAUGUUUUUUGAAGAGGACGCUGAGAAGAAGAUAAAAUGGAGGAGAAAGUGAGGUAUUUUAAAUAUGUAUCCUCUUAAGAUUCUAAUGUAUUUCUUCAGCAUUGCCCAUUUGAUGCAUCUCUUUCAAAAGAAGUUGUUUGGGAUGCACUAAACACGGGAUAUCAAUGUAUACCAAGGAACAAACUUUCGAUGCGAGGUUACAAGCGUCUUCUUCUACGACAAAAUCGCAUAAACCUUCCUAGUCUGAUUUUUUCCCCUCUCUAUGCGCUGAUUUCUUCAUCGGCCUAAUCUUCUUCACCAAAAAAUCUGCCGACUCUUCGCGAUAAACUUCGCCGAAGGAAAGGAAAUCUGCACCCACAACGAAGGAUAGUCAAAAUCCGCUGAUUCUUGGCAGAUUCUUAGCGUCAAUUUUGAGAUCUGCUACGUAAAGAUUCGGUUAUUCUUUGGCGUCAAUUCUAGAAUCAGGACGUGAAGGAGAUUUCCCCGGCUGAAAGUCACGGGCCAUGGCUAGCUUCGACUGGGCUGGUCGGCAAUUUAUGGAACUUGUAAACAUUGUGGGACCGUCAUAAAAAUGGGAGUCUCCGGCGGUUAUGGCGGUCCGGAAAAACACCUAAGGUCGAGGCAUCCCGUGGAGUUUGCCAAAUACGAGGCAAAAAAGAAGGGACGACAAGAAGUGCAAACCCAAAUUUCUCGGUUUGCUAACAGAGGUAAGGGCGGCCUUUUUGCUUAUAGCGACGAGCAAAAUAAGCAAAAAAUGGCCAAAAUGAUUUGUGAAGAAAAUUUGCUAUACAUG